AUGCCACGUCAGAGCCGCAACUUGGUUCAUAUUUGUGGCGAAGCGGAAGCAAAGCGACCAAAAUCGCCUCGCUUCUGCAGGCUGCCUCUUGGGCUUCGCUUGCCACUUGGAAUAAACGCCAACUGGAGUCCCAGAACAUGCACGUCUCGCAGGAAGAUCCACGGAAGAAAACCCUUCCUGGUGUCGUUGGCGUGCAUGCUCCGUACGCAUGAAUCAAUCGCCACUUUACCACCUGCAUCUUUCAGCUUGGUCGGCCCUGAGGAGCAACAACAGAUGGUUCGCAUUGCCAUGGCCAUGGCCUCACCGGCGAAUAUGUCCGUGUCGAAUGCUAACGUAUUCUAUUUUCGGUAUAUCAACACGGCUCUCAAAGAUGCCGACAGGAGUCUCGGCAGAUGCCAGCAUGACAGGCUGACUCACACUGAGGCUGCGAUGAUGGCUAGCAAGCUCAUCACGAGCAGGUUUGAAGAAUGA
Messenger RNA from Pochonia chlamydosporia 170, 471 nucleotides. RefSeq lists its product as hypothetical. NCBI's taxonomy places the organism in Eukaryota, Fungi, Ascomycota, Sordariomycetes, Hypocreales, Clavicipitaceae. Bases 1 to 471 code for a protein of 156 amino acids. The record is from RefSeq and is a predicted model, not a curated record. The transcript has a single exon.